AUGCUGCAGCGCGUUGGUUGGGUGCUGCUGCGCCCCUUCGUCAGUCUUCUGGGUUGCGGCAACACGCCGGUCAUUCAGCUGCUGCAGCACAUUGAGGCCGGCUAUGACCCCGACAUCCCGUAUCACACGGCUACGCACGCGGCGCAGGUGGCUCACGCGGCGAUGGUGUUGAACACCAAGCUGGAUCUAGACCCAGGAAAGUGA
Molecule: messenger RNA, 204 nt
Organism: Eimeria mitis
Lineage: Eukaryota; Apicomplexa; Conoidasida; Eucoccidiorida; Eimeriidae
Exons: 2
Coding region: 1-204 (67 amino acids)
Biological process (GO): signal transduction
Molecular function (GO): 3',5'-cyclic-nucleotide phosphodiesterase activity
Source: RefSeq, a predicted model, not a curated record